Molecule: messenger RNA, 1233 nt
Organism: Moesziomyces antarcticus
Lineage: Eukaryota; Fungi; Basidiomycota; Ustilaginomycetes; Ustilaginales; Ustilaginaceae
Exons: 2
Coding region: 1-1233 (410 amino acids)
Biological process (GO): translational termination
Cellular component (GO): mitochondrion
Molecular function (GO): translation release factor activity
Source: RefSeq, a predicted model, not a curated record
AUGCUGCGAUUAGCCACAAUACCGCUGAGUCUACGCAGCGCAGCGCGGAUAGCUAGCGCCCCUCGGCUCAGCUGCCGCUUCAAGUCCACUCUCACGGUGGUGCCUGCAUCGUCCUCGGCGUCUCGCGAGGUUCCGACGCCGCUGCUCUUCCUCACCGCCUCGAAAUGGACAAGCUCGCCUCCCGCGCAAGCAGCUUUCUCGGAAUGGAUCCAGCACUUUUCCGCUCAGGGCUACGAGUCUCUGCUGCUCGACCUGGAUCCGGACCAGGCCGUGUCGGAGCUCAAGGACUCGACCAAGCUCAUGCAGGUCUUUGAGAAGGACGCCAUCGACACGCUGCGGCAAUCGGGAAAGACACCGCCGUUCCCACCGAUCAUGAUCACAGGCGGGCCAGCGUCGCUGAUUGCACAGACGUAUGUCUCGUCUCGCCCGCUCACGGCGCUCCAGCUAAUCGACCCACCCAUCAACAACGCCUAUCUGCGCAAGGACCGCCCGGAGCUCCUGCCGACCGAGCUGGCCGAGUUCGACUUUGAGGCGACGUUCCCCGUGCGUGUGGUGUGGAGCGACGCAGAGCUGCAGCGCCAGCAGCAGCAGGGCGUGCCGUGGUACGACGUCCAUCGCAUCGAGCACGAGCGCGAGGAGGAUGCAGACGAGAGCCUCGAUCGAUAUACGUUCGCAGACAUCAAGCAGGGCGCGCAGGGCACGCAGGAAUGGCUAGAGGAAGAAGUCGGUGUUCUCGGCGACCACACAACGCCCUUGGAUGAAGACGUAGACUCGUCCUUCGGAAUCGAAUCUGAUGCCUCGACCAAAGCAGCUGGAUUGCGCGACGCCGAUGGGCUGCCGGAAUGGUUUGUUUCGGGCGAGUAUACGCUGCAGCCCGGUUCGCGCAAGUACCCGCUGACGCUCGACGAGCGCGAUCUGGCGGAAAAGUUCGUUCGCGGCUCGGGCCCGGGCGGGCAGGCGAUCAACAAGCUGUCGACGAAUGUACAGCUCACACACCUGCCCACGGGCACGAGGCUGACGUGCCAGGAGACACGAUCGCGCGACCGCAACCGCGAGCUGGCGCGCCGACGCAUGAGUCUCGUGCUGGAAAAGCUGGUGCGCGGCCAGUCGGGCGGCAGCCGCAUCGACCGCACCAUCGAAAAGGAGCGCAGGAAGAAGAGCAACAAGAAGAAAAAGCAGAAGCGUCGUCAGAGGGACAAGCAGCUCGAGUCUCAAACUGCCACUGCAGAGUGA